Populus nigra (black poplar) is the source of this 971-nucleotide messenger RNA. RefSeq names its product GTP-binding protein SAR1A-like. Lineage: Eukaryota; Viridiplantae; Streptophyta; Magnoliopsida; Malpighiales; Salicaceae. Gene Ontology annotation, biological process: vesicle organization; intracellular protein transport; endoplasmic reticulum to Golgi vesicle-mediated transport. Gene Ontology annotation, molecular function: GTPase activity; GTP binding. The transcript is spliced from 3 exons. The record is from RefSeq and is a predicted model, not a curated record. Bases 192 to 773 code for a protein of 193 amino acids. Gene Ontology annotation, cellular component: endoplasmic reticulum exit site; COPII vesicle coat.
UCUUCGUUGUCAUAACUAAGUCUCAGUUAUUAUUUUUUCAACACCCCCAUUCAUUCUGGUCCCUAGCCAUAGAUAUCCAUCCAUUUUUUUAUUUAUUAGAUCUCUCUCCCCAAUACACACGUUAUUAUUAUUAUUUAUUACCGGUCCUCUUUGGCUCACAAAAAAUCUGAAGAACCCAUCAAGAAAGAAAGAUGUUUCUUUUAGAUUGGUUUUAUGGGGUUCUUGCAUCUCUUGGUUUAUGGCAAAAGGAGGCCAAGAUUCUUUUCUUGGGUCUUGACAAUGCUGGCAAGACAACCCUUCUUCACAUGUUAAAAGACGAGAGAUUGGUACAGCAUCAACCCACCCAGCAUCCAACAUCAGAGGAAUUGAGUAUUGGAAAAAUCAAGUUCAAGGCUUUUGAUCUGGGUGGUCACCAAAUCGCCCGUCGUGUUUGGAAGGAUUACUACGCCAAGGUGGAUGCGGUGGUAUACCUAGUGGAUGCCUAUGACAAGGUUAGGUUUGCUGAGUCAAAGAAGGAACUGGAUGCCCUACUUUCAGAUGAAUCCUUGGCUAAUGUUCCAUUUCUGAUCUUAGGCAACAAGAUUGACAUUCCCUAUGCAGCUUCAGAAGAUGAGCUUCGUUAUGAUCUUGGGCUCAACAAUUUCACUACUGGCAAGGGGAAGGUGAAUCUUGUGGACUCCAAUGUCCGUCCUCUCGAGGUUUUCAUGUGCAGUAUUGUCCGCAAGAUGGGAUAUGGCGAUGGCUUCAAGUGGAUGUCUCAAUACAUCAAGUAGAAUCGGGAGUAACAUAUGGCCUUGUACUCAUUUGGAGUUUUUCCAUCAUUUUUUGCACCAUCUUACUACAAGUACAUCGAAUAUGGAAUUUUGUUGUCUGUAGUGGUUUUAUUUGUCGAAGGAUUAACAACUGUAGUAACAUUUGAUUGACAACUCAGCCAUUGUGAAAUUGAAGCUUAUCGAACAAUAUUGCACCUA